CAUAUGCAUAUGACCUUGUUUUUAGAUAAAUAGCUCCCAGGCUUUGGGUAACUUGGUCGUGCACUUUUACAGAACUUUUUUAUAUUUGGUCAUAUCCCGUUAUCGGGCCAGUGUCUAUGCAUAGAGGUUCAUGCCUGGCUUAAAACUGUUUUUAAAGACCGUCAGUCUGUGUAUUAGUGGUUGGGAUUUGUAACUCGUUGUGCAGGUUACAUCGUUACGCCAGCAGGUGGAGAUAAGUGACUGUCUAAAAGUCAUUAAAACAUUAAUUCAACUGAUUCGCAUGGAUUCUAUGAGGACUGAAACGAGUUUGAGGGAAUCAGCAGACGCGCGUGCUUAGGCAGCGCGCGCAGCCAGCCAGAGGAUCACGACUAUAAUGCAGACGAAAUGCUGUGGAGACAGCAACGGUGUGUCUCAGUAGAUACUACUUCAGGAAUAGAGGGUGAACUGUUUGUAUGUCAGGUGGAUUGAGAGUGUCUGAUUAAAAUGUAACUAGUUUAUCAGUCUUCUCUCCACAUCUUCAUUCGUGCACGUCCGCAUUGUCGUCAGUCGAACCCAGCGGUAAUCUGUCCUCCGAGAAAAGAUAGAGUGCCGAAGACAAGAACCCGACAAGAAGCCUAAUUUCCCAGUGGCUGUUUUUUACACUUUUUUUCACACUGUCACACUCCAUCUGCCUCCGUCGCAGCAGCCAAGUCUGUUUCGUAACAACCAGUCGUGUCUGUUUUUCUGAGCUGAACAACGAUUUCUGCAGUUAGCAAAAUACUUCACACUUGCACUGCUUGAUUUGAGGUUCAAAGGACGAGGUGGUGAGACACCUGGAAAAACCAUGAUUUUUGUUUACGGAACAAAUCUGUGAAGAAUAUUUACACCAAAAUGAUUUCCCACUGUAGUUCAAGCAGUCCAACUUAGUGAACUUAUUCAGCUCUGUGUAAUCUAUUGUCAGGUGAAUCCUAUCACCUCGGCAACUGCUUAUUUUUACAGUAUUAUUAUGAGUGAUGACAACUCAGACUCCGCCCCCAGCAAUGAUACAGAUAGAGGAGCAGGAGGGGUCGAGAAAAAGGCAGGGCUUGUAAACCGAUCCUGCGGCAUGAGUGUGAGUUCUCCCUCAUCAAAUCCGGUGAAUAGCGGGACAGGAUCAUCUCCAGGAGGGGUAUCUGAUGCCAAAGGAUCCACAGGUGACAACCGAGAGACAAAUUCUGAUGAUACAGAUGGACUAUCUAGUGGAAAUGACUCUGGGGAGAGGGAAAGUGAGAGAGGGAAUGGAUCCAGAGGCAGACAGUCGAACAGAAGUUAUCAGAGUUCCUUCAGUCAGAAUGGAAAAGACUCAGGCAUGUGUCUGGAGACUACGGAGAGCAACAAGAGCUCAAACUCUCACAGCCCGUCUCCACCCAGCAGCUCUCUGGCUUACAGCCUGUUGAGCGCCAGCUCUGAACAAGACCCGCCAUCCACCAGCGGCUGCAGCAGUAAUCAGUCUGCUCGCGUCCAGACCCAGAAAGAGCUGAUGAGAGCCUUGAAUGAGCUGAAGAUCCGUCUGCCACCGGAGAGAAAGAUGAAGGGACGCUCCAGCACUCUUAACGCCCUCAAAUACGCACUAAGAUGUGUCAGACAAGUCAAAGCCAAUCAGGAGUAUUAUCACCAGUGGAAUGUUGAGGAGUGUCAUGGCUGUAGUCUGGAUCUCUCCACCUUCACUGUUGAAGAACUGGACAAUAUCACCUCCGAAUACACGCUCAAAAAUACAGACACUUUCUCAAUGGCGGUUUCGUUCCUGUCAGGGAAGGUUGUGUACGUAUCCCCACAGGGUUCAUCUCUUCUGCGCAGUAAGCCAGAGAAGCUUCAUGGAGUUUUGUUUUCUGAGCUUUUGGCCCCCCAGGAUGUGAGCACCUUCUACAGCAACACUGCGCCCAGCAAACUACCUCCCUGGGCCUCCUGCAUCGGCUCUGUCUCUCCACCGGUGGACUGCACCCAAGAGAAGUCCAUGUUUUGUCACAUCAGUGGAGACAUCUCAACCAGUGGUGAUGUGAGGUACUACCCGUUCAGACUGACCCCCUACCUGCUCACGCUCCAAGACUCUGAUGCGGCUUACCCUCAACCCUGCUGUUUGCUCAUCGCAGAGAGAGUGCACUCGGGAUAUGAGGCCCCUCGGAUUCCUCCGGAUAAGAGGAUAUUCACCACCAGUCACACCCCCAGCUGUCUCUUUCAGGAGGUGGAUGAGCGGGCAGUUCCUCUGUUGGGGUACCUGCCUCAGGACCUUGUGGGAACCCCAGUCUUGCUGUACAUCCAUCCAGAUGACAGACCCAUUAUGGUGGCCAUCCAUAAGAAGAUUCUUCAGUUUGCAGGGCAGCCGUUUGAUCACGCUCCCUUGCGGAUGUGCGCACAGAAUGGAGAAUAUCUGACCAUUGACACCUCUUGGUCCUCCUUCAUUAACCCCUGGAGCAGGAAAGUGGCCUUCAUUGUUGGCCGGCACAAAGUCAGAACCUCUCCUCUGAAUGAGGACGUCUUUACCCUGCCGAGGGGUCUGGAGGAGCGGACCCUGUCCCCAGACAUAGUUCAGCUCAGUGAGCAUAUCCAUAGGCUCCUGGUGCAGCCCGUCCACAGCGGCAGCUCUCAUGGCUACGGUAGCCUGGCCAGCAAUGGAUCCCACGAGCACCAGCCCAGUGCCGCCUCUUCAUCAGACAGCAGUGGACCGGGUCUGGAGGACCCCUCGCAGCUCCACAAACCUAUGACCUUCCAGCAAAUCUGCAAAGAUGUUCACAUGGUGAAGACCAGCGGACAACAAGUCUUCAUUGAUUCCCGCAACCGACCUCCUCCUAAGAAACAUUCCACAGCAGGUGCCGUGCAAGCAGUUGAAGCAGCAGAGCUGGGCAGCAGUCUCGGUCCUAGUGCUGCUCCACCCUCGAAGAGCUCCGCACCCUCCAUGAUCGUGCAGAAGGAGCCGCCCACCACCUACUCUUAUCAGCAAAUCAACUCCUUGGACAGCAUCGUAAGGUAUCUGGAGAGCUGUAACAUCCCAAAUACGGUGAAGAGGAAGUGUGGCUCUUCCUCCUGCACUGCCUCCUCCACCUCUGAUGAUGACAAACAGCAGGUCACUCCAGGCAAUGCUAAAGGUCCGUCUGUGUCUCUGGUAGAGGAGAGUACAUUGUUACCCCCAAUGGCCAUGCACAGUAAAGCUGAAAGUGUAGCCUCGGUCACCUCUCAAUGCAGUUUCAGCAGCACCAUCGUCCAUGUGGGGGACAAGAAACCUCCUGAGUCAGAUAUCGUAAUGGAGGAAGCCCCACCUACUCCGAAUGCUGCUCAUCCUGCCGCUCAACCCCAAGUUCCUCCCACAACGAUGCCCUCUCUUCCCCUUAGCCCUGCUCUUGAUAGGGAUGCAGGGAGAAGAGGAGGUGCAGGAGGAACAGGGGUAGCUGGAGGAUCCGGAGGAGGGGAAAGGAUGGGUCUCACAAAAGAGGUUCUGUCGGCUCACACACAACAAGAGGAGCAGAACUUCAUGUGUCGCUUCAGAGACUUGAGCAAACUCAGAGUGUUAGACCCAACCUCAGCUGUGCGCCGACAAGAAACUGCACCUUUAGCAAGAGGUGUGCGCUGCUCUCGUGAUUAUCCAGCAGCAAGUAGUAGUGGGCGUAGACGUGGUCGAGGAGGCAAAAGACUGAAGCACCAGGAAACUUCAGAGCAGACAGGGUCUUGCAGCCCAGCUGGCCCCCUAAGAGGGGUUCCCACUCUGGGCAGGCCCUUUAAUCCCUCCAUACCCAUGGGUCCUGCAGCCAGCUCCUCUUCCUGGCCCACCUCAGGGUCACAAGCUAGUGUUCCCUCUCUCCCGUACCCAUCUGGCAUCCUUCCUUUAUAUCCCCUCUAUCCCCCUUUUUCCCAUUCCAUCUCGGAUCCCAGCAUACAAGCUGGGCUACGCUUCCCCCUUCAGAACUCACAGAUGGCACCUCCCAUGGUCCACCCGAUGAUGGCGUUGGUAUUACCCAACUACAUGUUCCCACAGCCCAACAUGGGCAUGCCUCAGCCCUUCUACAGCCCAAACCCAGCUUUCCCUUUCCCUGCUGUCAACCCAGCCUCCCUGGCGCCCUGUCAGGUCCCAACCCCUGUCCCACGCGCCCACUCUCGCUCCAGCACCCCUCAGUCUUACAGCCAAAGAGAGGCCCCUGAGAGAGAAGGAGCAGAGUCUCCGCUCUUUCAGUCCAGAUGCUCCUCACCCUUGAAUCUGCUGCAGCUGGAGGAGUCUCCAAGCAACCGGUUUGAGGUGGCAUCAGGGCAACAGACCACAUCUCCUAUGGUGGGACAAGGAGGUGGAGCAGGAGGACAGGCUUCCUCCAAUCAGAGAGGAUCAGGGGUGGACUCAAAAGAGAAAGAAAAUGGUGAAACAAAUGAGUCCAAUCAAGAUGCCAUGUCCACCUCCAGUGAUCUACUAGACCUGCUGUUACAGGAGGACUCUCGCUCGGGCACUGGCUCAGCCGCCUCAGGCUCUGGCUCAUCAGGCACAGGCUCCUCUGGGUCAGGCUCAGGGUCUUCUGGAUCAGGGUCCAAUGGCUGCAGCUCUUCAGGAAGUGGAACUAGAAGCAGUCAGAGCAGCCAUACAAGCAAGUACUUUGGCAGUGUGGACUCAUCAGAGAACAGCCACUCCCGCAAGCAGACAGCAGGGGGUGAUGGAGAAGAACAGUUCAUCAAAUGUGUCCUACAAGAUCCCAUCUGGCUUCUAAUGGCCAACACAGAUGAAAAGACUAUGAUGACCUACCAGCUGCCCAUCCGAGACAGAGAUUCUGUGUUGAAAGAGGACCGUGCUGCUCUGAGAGCCAUGCAGAAACAGCAGCCUCGCUUCACUGAGGAGCAGAAGAGCGAGCUGAGCCAGGUUCACCCUUGGAUCCGCACUGGACGCUUGCCUCGUGCUAUAAACAUUUCUGCAUGUGUGGGCUGUAGGUCCUCUCCUUCGGUCCCCUCUGCAGCACCCUUCGAUGUGGAGAUCCACGAGAUGGAGAUCUGCAGUGUUUUAGAGGUGACAGAAGAGGGCGCCACUGCUGAGAAACACACCCAAGCAGACACAGCAAUGGAGAAGAGCGAGCCUGAGGGAGAAGACGAGACUUGCAAAGACCGAGAGGUUGAGAACAAUGGGACUAUUACAUCAUCACAAAACAAUGACCAAGAAAUGAUGAUAGAAGACCAGGAAGUGACCUCACAGAUCGAGGAGGAAAUGGGUUCCUCACUUACACAGAUGACACACUAAAGACACAAUGAGUCAUUGAGAUUCUGAUGACAUCUUUUGUGUGCUCAUUAAAUUAUCCAAUUUAUUUAUUUCUAUAAAGAAAUGUUAAUUAGCCAGGAAGGCUGACAGAUGAUGAAUGUAAAGCAGAAAUGCUUUGUUGAAAGACUGUGAUUAUCAAAAAUUCUGGAUAUUUUGGUUAUUGCGAAGAAGUUAUGAUCUGUUAGCGGGAAAUAAAGGGUAUGUAGCUUUAGACCACUCUGGAUUUGACCUCGAGACGUCACCUGUUCAGUUCCAGUUCUAGUCACCUGCAGAAACCCAUUUUGUGGCAUGCUAAACAACUAUUUCAAAUGUUGUCAAAUGGGUUAAGAGCUCUUCACACCAAGGACAAUAACUAUAACCAUGACUGUAACUAUAAAGCUUUAAUCAUCUAAUUCUAUAAUAGGAUUUUUUUUUUACAGAUUAUCAAUCCAACUUUAAAAAACAGCAGCAAAUAACAGAACUGCAGCACACACUUAUAAAUAAACAACAUUAUCAUCCCUUGGUGUGGCCAUUAAUAUAGUUCUGGUUACAGUUAUCGUUAUUAGUAUGAACGGACCUUUAAACUCUGUGGUGUUAAGUUGAUUUUGGUGUUGUAAGAUGUGCACUGAGACAGGAGAACAGAUUCACUGCCUUUGAGGACAGUCUAACUGUUUCUCACCUUGUGCUUUUGGAUUUCCCAGAUGUUAUGGAAAUGUUAUAUUUUUUUACAGGUAUAUGCAAAGUGGGAAUUUUUGACCAAAUUUACACACACUUUUUUUUUUUUAAUCGUUCUGUAUAUUUUUUUAUACAUUAUUGGUGCAAAAUUGUUCAAUUGUUGAAGCUUUGAUGAAUUGUGUGAAAUGCACUGCAGCUCCACAGAGAGUCUCAUUGGUCUGUUACAGUUCACUUUCACCACUUAGAUGGCACUACAGUAACCAUGGCAACCGUGAACUUUCAAAGCUCAAGUCAUCUUCUUGAAGAGUAGCACUUAGCGAAGGGAAGCUCCAGAGGUCACGGCCAGAAAAGGCUGCCGCCUGUUACUGGACUAAAAGAGUGGAGGCUUUUAAUAGUCUACAUGUGAACUGUACCGUCAAAAGAAAGAGUUUAAAGGAUAGUUCUCCCAAAAAUAGUUGGUAAUGUAUCUUUUAUGUUCCACAGAAGAAGGAAAGUCAUACAUUUGAAAAAACAUGAUGGUGAACAAAUUCUGACAAUUUCUUAUUUUGGAUGAACUAACCUUUUAACGAAAGAGUGUUGGCAAUCAGUUGAAGGCAUUUUCCUCGUUUUACCUUUUCUCUGUCAGUUUCAGUCUUCAAGUUGUCCUGGAACAGUUUGUAAGUAUUUUGUGUAUUUCUUUAUAUAUGAAAAAGAAUAAAAAGAUUAUGGUUCA
Cyprinus carpio (common carp) is the source of this 6605-nucleotide messenger RNA. RefSeq names its product period circadian protein homolog 1-like (gene per1b). The transcript is spliced from 19 exons. Gene Ontology annotation, biological process: circadian regulation of gene expression; entrainment of circadian clock by photoperiod; negative regulation of transcription by RNA polymerase II. NCBI's taxonomy places the organism in Eukaryota, Metazoa, Chordata, Actinopteri, Cypriniformes, Cyprinidae. Gene Ontology annotation, cellular component: cytoplasm; nucleus. The coding region runs from base 986 to 5221 and encodes 1411 amino acids. The record is from RefSeq and is a predicted model, not a curated record. Gene Ontology annotation, molecular function: transcription corepressor binding; transcription cis-regulatory region binding.